Messenger RNA from Lutzomyia longipalpis, 4097 nucleotides. RefSeq names its product double-stranded RNA-specific editase Adar (gene Adar). Bases 549 to 2666 code for a protein of 705 amino acids. Gene Ontology annotation, cellular component: cytoplasm; nucleolus. The transcript is spliced from 9 exons. Gene Ontology annotation, molecular function: double-stranded RNA adenosine deaminase activity; double-stranded RNA binding; tRNA-specific adenosine deaminase activity. Lineage: Eukaryota; Metazoa; Arthropoda; Insecta; Diptera; Psychodidae. Gene Ontology annotation, biological process: adenosine to inosine editing; RNA processing. The record is from RefSeq and is a predicted model, not a curated record.
UUUAAACGUUCUGAUCAUACUAGAAAUAAAUUCAAAAAGGUUUUUUUUUACUAUAUAAGUUUAGCACUUGUAUUGGAAAAUAUACCUCAAUUUCAUUUGAAAAUAAGUUGCUUUAUCAUGGUAUAUGAGUUUUAGUUUUGCAAUAUAUAAUUUUACUUCAAACGGAAUGUGCGAUCUCUUAUCAAUUUAUCUUAGAGUAGCAUUAUCUAUAACAUAAAAUUGCAGUUGUAUCGAAACGCAUAUAUAAAACGAAAAUAUCCGAAUCCGGGAUGAUUUCUAUUUUGGGCCAAGUCAAAAUUGCUGUUCGUCAGCCUAAAUAAAAUCAUUAGAUAUUCAUACAUGUUAUAUUAAAAUUCUUCCCUUCUCUUUUGGACAUUAAAAUUAAGUACAUUUAAUAAUAAUUCGCAGUUGAUUUACAUUUCUGCCACUUUAUAUUUCCAUCCCGAAGCUCGUGAGCCUAAAUUGCAUUGAGCUAUUUCAAAAGAAAAUUGUGUACAGUAGUGGUAAAAUCAAGUUUUUUUUACUGUGCUUAGAAAAGAGGAGUAAAAAUGGCUCAUUCGUCGUGUAACCGAUGCCACUCACGUCGAUCAAAAACAAAAAUGUUGCAAAUAAAUCGUAAUCCAGCUCCCGAAAUUUUUAAGGUUCCUAAAACACCCGAGAAGUCACCUGUGAAUUCUCCGAUAGGUCAGUCCAUCAACAAUGGACCAUCUCCGCAAAUGAAGAGCUCAAUCAAGAGGAGUGCAGAAAAUUUGUCAACUUCAAGCUCACCACGAAAAAAGCGAAAAAAUGGAGAACAACUCCCACAGCCAAAGAAUCCUGUGGCUCUCCUCAAUGAGCUCCGUCAGGGGCUCACCUAUACAUUGGAAGCUCAAACUGGUCCUGUGCAUGCUCCAUUAUUUACAAUCAGCGUGGAGGUAGAUGGACAAACAUAUACUGGACAAGGACGAAGCAAGAAAAUGGCAAGAUUAGCAGCUGCAGAAUCAGCUCUAAGAAGUUUCAUUCAGUUAAAAGAUGGAGCUGUCCUUUCGCCACUUAAGCCUACCAACAAUGUGGAUUUCACCAGUGAUGAGCACAUUGAAAACGGUACAUCAUCUGAUUCUGAAUCUGAUUGUGAAAUACGUAUUCUCAUUCAGCGUAGCUUAGAAAGCAUCAGCCAAAAUAAUUGUAAGCCGGACUGGUUGAUGCGAUAUGAAAAAAUGAUGCGAAGGAUGUCUGCUGUUGGGAACCAGAAAGUUAUACCAGAGAAAGGCCCUGUAAUGCUGCUUUAUGAGCUAUUUAAUGAUGUCAAAUUUGAGUGUGUGUCAUCAGAUGGUCACCAACAUUCGCGCUUCAAAAUGAUUGCAACAGCUAACAACAGUAACUUCGAAGGAACAGGACCGUCUAAAAAACUGGCAAAGAAUGCAGCAGCGAAGGCGGCUCUUGCUGCACUGUGCAACAUUUCCUACAGCCCCAUGCAAACGCAAUUGCCAAAGUCAACAGUCACAAGUAUUAAUUAUAGCGACAAAGAAUGCCCAGAAUUGGCACAAACUAUUGCAGAUGGGAUAGGAAAGUUCGUUCUACAAAAAUUUACGGAGAUAAUGGUGGGACACGAAGUAUACUCGAGGCGCAAAGUUUUGGCUGGCAUUGUUAUGACAUGUGGUCCGGAUUUGAAUCAAGCAAAGGUGAUUUCAGUUUCAACUGGAACAAAGUGCGUCAAUGGUGAAUACAUAAGCGUAUCUGGCUCAGCAGUUAAUGAUUGUCAUGCAGAAAUUGUAUCACGUCGAUGUCUUGUUGAUUAUCUAUAUGGUCAGUUAAUGAUGCAUUUGAAUGAUGAGACAGCGUCUGAUUCAAUAUUUGUGCGACCAACCAAGCAAGGUGAACUGUAUCAAUUGAAAGACAAUAUUCAAUUCCAUUUGUACAUAAACACGGCUCCAUGCGGGGAUGCACGUAUAUUCAGUCCGCAUGAGGAGGAUGCCACACUUGGUAUCGACAAGCAUCCGAAUCGCAAAGCCCGCGGGCAGUUGCGUACAAAGAUUGAAUCUGGUGAAGGAACAAUUCCCGUAAAAAAUAGCGACGGUAUCCAAACAUGGGAUGGUGUAUUGCAGGGCCAGCGCCUUCUUACCAUGUCAUGUUCUGAUAAAAUUGCAAAAUGGAAUGUCUUGGGCGUCCAAGGUGCACUGCUGGCUUCAAUAAUCCAACCAAUCUAUUUAACAUCAAUCGUAUUGGGUAGUUUAUUGCAUCCAGCACAUAUGUAUAGAGCCGUGUGUGGGCGCAUUGAGAAUUCAAUACAAAAUUUACCACCACCGUAUCAGCUCAACCGGCCUAAAUUGGCACUCGUAACAUCAUCAGAAAUGAGAAACCCUAUCAAGGCACCCAAUUUCAGUAUUAAUUGGACGUAUGGCAAUGCUGAGGUGGAAAUUAUCAAUUCAAUCACGGGAAAAACCAUUCACAAUAAAAUAUCACGAAUCACUAAGCAGAGCUUCUUUGCCAGAUAUGCUAAAUUAAUAUCACAAUUGCCACUUAUUGAAAAACGAGCUACAAUUGAUUGCGAUUAUGGUGAGAUGAAAGCAUCAGUACAUGAAUAUCAGAUUGCAAAGCAGGAACUUUUCACUGCAUUUAAACGAGAGGAUCUCGGUCAUUGGUUGAAAAAACCCAUCGAACAGAAUCAAUUUAGCCUUCCACAAUGACUAGAUUAUAUGAUUAAUUUUAGGAUGCGAGAUGUAAUUUUUAUGGCUCAAUAUCUCUGCGUUACACUACUAGCUUAUACCAUAGAAUUACAAUUAGUUGAAUUUUAUUUGCUUAGGCUCUUUUCCAACAUAAAAUUUUACCGUAGCAUCAUUUAUUCCUUACAAUAUACAACUACUACUGGUGAAAAAUCUCAUAAAACAGUUUGCUCAGUUGAUAUUUCUCUGGAAUAGAAAUCACUUAUUGGACUAUUUCACAGUAAUAAAUUUAGGAAGGGCACUAAAAUACCACAGCACAAUAUUACAAUGCAGUCGUGAGUAUAAAAUUGGUUGUUUUUUUCUCAACAUUACUUCACAAUCUUUCUUUUUUUGUAGUAAGUUCCAAUGAAAUUAUUUCACUUAUAUAUAAUAGUAUUCACACAGAAAAAAAAAUGAACUUAAAAUGUUAUGAAAAUAUAAAAGAACAUUUAAAUUAUUGUACUUUUUAUGUAAUAUUCCUUAAAAGAGUUCCAAAAUAAACAUUGAAUCUAUUGAAUAGAAGUUAGUCAUGCUAAAAAGAAGGAAAUUAAUCACCCCAGUCUUCUAUACUGUGAACUUGAAAAGUAGAAAUUAUUCUUUAAUUAAAAUACGAAAGUGACUUAUAGAUGAUAAGUUAAAGUUAAUUAUACAUAUAAAUAGUUAAGUAAACUAAAUAAAUACGUUUGUCGUAGAAACAAGUUUCUUUAUUUCCACUUUUUUGCUUGAUAAAUCAAAUAAAUUAUAACGUAGAAUUCAGCAGUAAUGAGAAAUUCUUGUGCUUUAUAUAAUAUUUAAAUUUAAUAAAAGUUUAAACAUUAAUAAAGUAUUUUAAAAGAUUACAAAUCAUAUUUCAUAUUGAAAUGCUUUUAAUAGAAAAUUCUAAAUUUGUUUUUAUAUAUUUUUUUUUCUUUUUGUACGUAAGUAUGUAUGAUAUUUAAAAAAAAUUAAAUUGAUUUUUAGAAAAUUCAUCAAUUUUAUACACUGUGAUAUUGUGCAAAUAUUUAAAGUUAAUUUCUACUUUCAUAAUAAAAAUAAUUAAAAAUAAUUGCUAAUAAUAGUCAAUUUGAGGACUUCCAUUCAAGAAAUUCUCUGAGCAAAAUCAAUUUUUGAUGAUGAUGAUUGAAAAUUAAAAGAGAAAUUUAAAAUUAUCAGAUAUAGAAAAAAAUAAUAUAUACUUAAGGUUUUUUCUAUAGUAGAAUGAAUUGAUUUAAAAUUAAUAGAAUCUUCAAAAAACCUUAUAAGUUCAACAAUUAUAAAAAAGAAUAUAAAAAGAAUACACCAUGAAAACGAUUUCUAAAAUAAAAUUUAAAAUCUUACAUCUUUCAGAAAAUUCACACAUUAUAUAAAUUAAAAAGUUGAUUUUCACAUACAUAUGUGAAGUAAUAAUUAAUAAAAAAAAAUAGAGAUGAACUUAAA